Messenger RNA from Monascus purpureus, 2906 nucleotides. Lineage: Eukaryota; Fungi; Ascomycota; Eurotiomycetes; Eurotiales; Aspergillaceae. The record is from the annotation of a GenBank genome assembly.
GUCCGCCCUCGCUGACCCUUUUCACCACGUAGGCCUAUCUAGCUAGUCACCAACCAACGAUACACCUCCAUUAGUAUACUAGGUUGCGUCACGUGUGGGACAUGUGACGCACGAGAAUAUCUUCGCAGGUAGGAGCUGGAGCCGAAUCCCUUCCUCCUCUCUCUUCCAUGCUUGAUAUUCUCGUCGAUAGCUGCUAUGAUAGCCAAAUAGCAUUCUCUAUUCUAUCUUGAUUGAGCUCCAUGACACACUGCAGAGUUCUUUCAGAGAUAUUAUAAGCACGUGCUGCUUCACAAAUACUGCAAAUUUCCUGCUUCUUUAAAGCCGAAACUGCUAGUAGGGCUCUACCCUCUUACUCAAUUAAUUCUCUUCGAUUUUGACGCGCUUUUGGAGGCAUGGUGGGUAAUUGAAUUAAGGAAGGCAAAACAACGCGUAGAAUUUUGAUGAGGUGCGGCGCUCGCUAGUGAAAUACAAUACGUUAGUGUAAGUCCGUAUGACGGCAUCUUAUCUUAUCUGACAGACGGAAAGCACCCGCCGCUUUUGUCCGUCCGACACUGUUUUAAACAGCUCUCGCUUUGACUGCCAGCCAUGGUACUGCUGGUAUUUGUGAAUUUCCAAGAUCAAGAAGGAUACUAGUUCAUAGCCAUGCCUCGCACCUUGCCGUGGCUUACUGUAAAUGACAGCAACCAACGCGUCAAGAAGGAAUCAACUCCACGCCAAACACAGGUAAAAAGCGUAUCUUCCGUUGACGCGAAGAAGACAUCCUUUGAACCACUAUCCUCUCCUUCGGAAAAGCGAGACUUUCUGAGAUCUUCUCAAACCCCUCCGACCUCUCCUAUCCAACGAUGCCCCCCGUCCGAAGAAUUCUUAAUUGAAGGAUUAGACAAUGACGACAUCUAUGUAAUGGUCGAGGAUGAGUUCUACGCCGUCGCCCAGACCUUCACCCGAAAUCUCCAUUAUGCCGAAUACGUGCGGAGGAAAAAAGAGGCAAAGUUACGGAAUGAAGCUACCAUUCGGGGCAUUUCUCGACCAACAGAUGGAGUGACUUCCAUGACCGACGAGACGAGGAGGAGGAAAGUAUCCGAAGCACUUUCGGCUCGUCAGAAGGCCGGGCUGAACCAGACGAUGGGAAAGCGUCCUCGCGUCGACUCGGAAGAUGAAAGGGAUGGCCUUGAAGCGGAGGAUGCUGAGGAAGAUGGAGAUGGUCUAUGGGCUGGAACGUCUUUACACAAUCUCAUGAUGAGUCCUAGGAGUGCCCGUUCUCUAGUCGGGUUACAGGGUGUUAAAUCGUCAACAAGGGCAGCUGCUGGAUACUCACAGACAUCUAAUUCCUCUAGAUCUCGGACUGGCAAUGCAGGAUUUUCUUCUCCAUUGCGGAGACCUCAGGCAGAAACACCGCGGCCAGUGCCAAUAGAAGUGGAUGAUGACACUGCUUCUGAAGAAGACGAUGAUGAUCUCAAUAUACCAGCUAUUAAAGAGAGCUCGGUUCGAAAAUCGAUAAGACAACAGCCUCAACACCUUCAGCGAGAUCUGAAGCUAUCUAGGACGAAACCAAAUAGCCCGACAAUGCGUUCCAGCCAUCGGAGAAAUCAUAGUAUAACGGAGUCAGAGACAAGAAAAAGGCACUCGUCAGGUGCUUACAGUGUAAGACGAAGGACAUCACUUUUCAGAGUGAAAAAGGAAAAGCCGUUCGAUGAUUUCGACGGCUUCCUCCAGGACACAGAAAUAUCAUCGUCUACAGACAGAUUCUCAAAAAAGGAUUCUCGAGACGCCGAUUCAGGAUCGAAAAAACCGAAUCUCAAUGAAGUUCCUACUUUUUUGGUGUGAGAAGAAAUCUUGGACACGCUUUGACCAUAUGCGACAUUUGCCGAGCCACGGAGAAAUUAUCGAGCAAACUUGGCGUAUAUAUUCAGGAUCUAAUUCUCCAUUCUUUUCGCCGCCUUGACCAUUUAGCUGUGACUGUUUCUUGAACUUUGGCAGCUGUACGUUGACUGUCUCGCGAAGUUCGUGUGCUGCGAUCUGUUUCUAUGGAUCUCAACCUAGCCGUGGUCUGUUGGGAAAGUGACUCAAAUUCCGGAAAGAACUCUGGCGUUUCUCUUCUAAAGUUGGUUGGCGGGCCCUGGUAUAGGAGUCCCCAUCAGCCCCAGAUACGCAUCAAAGCGAAAUUGUUCUGCUCGGUUAACUCAUAAUUUUGAGUGAUCUGGGUGUCGUGCGAUGUUCAAAGGGCAACUUGAUACGCCGGAUGGCUUCUUCGAAACUGUUCAGCUUCAUUUUUGGGGGAUCUGGGAAAAUUGACUCAAUCGAAAGUGCUGCGGAUCAUCGGAUAUAGAUCGAUUGGCAUAGAGGAUAUCCAAGGGUUAUAUAUACAACUAUUUCCUUCAUCGCUCCCUCUGCAGACUGGGUCAGGUGCCGACUCUCGUGGGACGAAAUUUCGAGAACUUUUUAUCCACAACCGGGGAUUAUAUUCAGGACUGCACUUACAAGGCGCACGAUAUAAUACGUGACACACUUUUCCUCCGUCGGCCAUCUAUCUAUUCUCCGAUAUUCGCUUAUCCCUUCUUGCAUGGCCUUUUAGCGGGAUGUUUUAUUUUGGAUAUUCUUGCUUAUCUCACGUCACUGGGCUCAUUGCUGGAACAACGCAUCGCCUAAAUAAAUCACGAGAUCUGUUAUUGAGGGUAUUCCACGGCAUAAUCUGCUCAGACUGAUCUCCAAUUAGUCCAGGGCUUACAAUUUAUUCAAAACAUGUGACUAGUCAGUUUUAAGGGGUAUGUAUAUGCAUACAAUACUGUCUUUGUCCCUUUCGUUGGGGGGUAAUACGCUAGUAGCCAUGCUCACAUGGCAAGAAUGAAAAUUCCAGCUUGUAAAAAUAGUGUUACAACAGCAAAAAGAUGGCAUCAGUUGACUGCCCG